AUGCCGGGAUACACGACUCUCUACUCCAGAACCCCUCGCUCUUUCCUUUUCGCCGUGGUGGCCAAUGUCGGUCCCGGCGGCACCAGCCGCUGCCUGGCCGUGGCCUACCGCCAACACCACGACGAAUAUAACUCACAGAUAUCCUGGGAUCGAGUGCAAUGUAUGGUGACCGACACUCUUGCGCUGACCGAAGUCCUCUCGGAUCCCACGAACCGCGCGCCGCUGGAGGCUGAGAGGGCGCUCGCGGAGGACUGGUAUCGUCGGUCUCAGGGCCGGGAGCCUCCGAUUCAUGAGCGGCCCAGCGUACCCGACACCGCGCAACCCCCGUUCGUGCCCUGGUACAAGCGGCGUGAGCCAGGGCAACAACAGCCCCCGCUGCCGUGGCGGGAUGAUGCGCCUAGCAAGUUUCCCUUCACUGCGACGUGUGUUUUGCUGGCGUUGUUGCGCGAUACUCGCGACAACCGCACCCGCCCCAGCGACGUUCAGUUUCAGCCACUAUCGACGCUGUUCCGGGCCGACUGCAUUGAGUAUGGCCUGGUUAUUCUCGACAUCUCUGACCUCGACAGCGGCGUCAAGUACGGCAUCGUUGCGUUCCCCAUGAACUACAUGGCUGAGGUUGAAUACGGCGGCGAGAUGAUCGGCUGGGAUCCCGUCGAAGACCCCCAACCGGAAAAGGAGCCCGAUGUUGUACUCGCAGACCCGCGGCCUCGAGAGCUGUUGUCAAUCUCGCAGUGGGUAUCGAAGCAUUACUACUGGUCGGGCCUGGAGAAGGCGUCUUGCAUCCUCAAACUAGAGGAGAGGCCGCUGGCUGAUGCGGUAGCCUUGGAUUAUAUCUGGCCACCAGAGCUGGAGGAUCCGGCUCGAACAUCUUCAGAAGACUUCAGACAUUCAAAGAUCGCCACCCAAUCCCCGCCUGAUAUGGUAGGCUACACCAUAGUAGACCAACCGCCGCAAAAUGACCCCGUAGGCAUGGUCCGCACCAUUGAUGAUCUGCUUGUUCUCACCCAGGAGCCCGCCUCCGGUCCCCUCGAGAAAGAAGCGCUCGCCAACCUUCAAGUACUUGCCCAGUUCCGCGAGCAGCUGCGGCAGCGGCUCGAAGAGGUGCCAGAGAGGCUCGGCUCCUCCCAGAUCUCCAGUCAUGUGCUGCGCGUGGCAUACGCUGGAUGCCGUCACCUCAACUGGGUGGUGUUUGGAAACCUGCCGCCUCGCGUGAUCGCGGCCGCCAUUGCAUCGGAUGAACUUCAAGGUGCGUCUGCGCUCAGCCUCUGCCUCAAUCCGUUCCAGCUGGUGGGAGAUGAGGAAGAUGGAGAAUCAGACCUUGGUGACCUCGCCGCGGCCCUGGCACAGUCCACGGCCCUUCAACAGCUCUGCUUCUUGCAGCAGCCGGACCGGAACAGCGACGAUGGCUCCGCUCAUCCCUUUUCGGAGCUGUCUUGGCUGUGGUCGAGGGCAUCAAGUGAAGACUCGGAGUCGCUCCGGCUGAGAACCAUCCAUUCGACCUCCGCUUUGUUAAACGGUUUACGCGGCCGCGAAGUUCGAGCAAUAUCCUCGCCGAGGAAUUUGGGUUCUAGCUUCACCUCGGGCGCUCAAGUCUUUCCCAUGAUCCAUCUGUUCACAUUUGUCAGCCCCCAGCGCGAAGAUGUCCGGGACGCAGCUGCAGACCACCACGUCGUCCACCCUGCUCGUCCCGGGUACAGCGGCUACUACUCCAUGGAUAAUACUGGGUUAAACGCCGAGAGCUUCGCUGUCCGAUUCCUGGUAUACCUCCGGUCCUUAGGUCCGGAUUCGGAUCCCGACAAGGCCAUCUUGCGAGUUGCAUCUCAUGGGGCGUUCUCGUCACUUGCUUCCAUCGACGAGGACGACAACAAUAACAACAACGACCCCCGUCGCCGCCCCGGGGGCCACCGCCGCGGCCACCGCCGCUCCAGUCAUGGCCAGAUCAAUUGGGUGUCAGGCCAAUCCCCGCUGGAUUUGUCAACGACGAGCUAG
Molecule: messenger RNA, 1989 nt
Organism: Penicillium samsonianum
Lineage: Eukaryota; Fungi; Ascomycota; Eurotiomycetes; Eurotiales; Aspergillaceae
Exons: 3
Coding region: 1-1989 (662 amino acids)
Source: RefSeq, a predicted model, not a curated record